AUGGCUGCCGACGACACUAAGGGCAAGAAGCGCAAGGUCGCAUCAGAGGCGGCGCCAAAGGCGAAGAAGCCCAGAAAGUCGGACGAUGUCGCGCCCGUUGAAGCCAAGCCAACCAGGAAAUCUGCGCGUAAACAAGCUGCCGACUUUAUGGACAUUGAAGAAGAGGCUGCCCCCGUCGCCGUUGCCCAGCCUGUCCAGCCAAAGAAGGGCAAGAAGAGCAAGGCCGCUGCUGAUGUCGAUGUUAAAAUGGCGGAGCCUGUCGCUGAGAUAGUCGAGGUCGCCGAAGUACAAGAGAAGCCCAAGAAGCAAGCAAAGAAGGGCAAGACUGUAGUCGCAGAGGAGACUGUCGUAGCAGAGGCUCCCAAGCCCAAGGCUAAGGCCUCUAAGAAGGGAAAGGCAGCGGAUGCCGCACCUGUCGAGGAUGCUGCUGUUGUAGUCGAGGAGACCACCACUAUCGCAAAGCCAAAGAAGACCAAGGGUGGAAAGAAGCAAGAAGCGACUGAACUCGAGGUAGAGGUUACCGAGGUCACAGCAGUAGAAGACAACGCAGAAGACGCAGCCGAAGACGACCAGACCGCAGCCCUACUCGCUGGCUUCAGUGAUUCCGAUUCGGAUGAUGCUGACGAAGACGAAAACUUUGACGAGGCCGCAAAGGUCCCCAAACUUAGCGCAAAACAGCGGAAAGCGAUCAAGCAGGCAGAGGCUGCACCCAAGUCCAACGAGCCUGGUGUUCUCUACGUUGGUCGCGUGCCUCGCGGUUUCUUCGAACCUCAAAUGAAGCAGUACUUCUCACAGUUUGGCAAAGUCAACCGGUUACGCCUGUCGCGUAACAAAAAGACUGGCGCCUCCAAGCACUUUGCCUUCGUCGAGUUCCAAUCACAAGAAGUCGCCGACAUCGUCGCACGAACCAUGAACAACUACUUGCUGUUCGGCCACAUUCUCAAAGUUCAUCUCAUCCCCAAUGAGCAGGUCCACCCAGAUCUCUUCAAGGGUGCCAACGAGCGAUUCAAGGUCGACCCCCGCAACAAAAAGGCCGGUCUUGAGAUGGAGCGUGGUGUCGGACGAGAGCAAUGGGGAAAGCGCAUCGAAAACGAGAACAAGAGGAGGACAAGCAAGGCUAAGCAACUCAAAGAGACCUUCGACUACGAGUUUGAAGCACCGGCACUUAAGACAGUUGACAGUAUUCCCAAGCACACCAUCAUAACUACUCUCGAGCCCGCGAAGCCCAAGCAGCUUCUUACCGAGGCAGCUACUGAGGAGACUACCACACCAAAGGGCAAAAAAGGCAAGAAGGGUGCGAAGGCUCAAGUAGAGCCUCAGCCCACAGAGGUUGUCGAGGUCACAGAGGCUGUCGAGGCUGUCUCCCCUGCACCCGCAAAGAAGGGUAAGAAGGGUCCAAAAGCGAAGGCUGUUGAACCCGCUCAGGCCGCAACUGAGGAGGUUGCUGAACCCACUGCACCUGUUGCAGACAAGAAGCCUAAGAGGACCAGCAAGCGCAAGUCAGAUGUCGCACUCGAGGCUGCUGCCGUUACGGAGGAGACUGUUCCGGAAGCAACACCUAAGAGCAAGCGGGCCAAGAAGGAGAAGGUCGUUGUUGAGCCUAUUGCUGAGGAAGUUGAGGAGAAGAAGGCCGCUACCAAGCCAAAGAAGGCGGCCAAAAAGGCCAAAGCCUAA
This is a messenger RNA of Alternaria burnsii, 1674 nucleotides long. Its product is annotated as ribosomal biogenesis protein gar2. Bases 1 to 1674 code for a protein of 557 amino acids. Gene Ontology annotation, cellular component: nucleolus. The transcript is spliced from 3 exons. Gene Ontology annotation, molecular function: RNA binding. Gene Ontology annotation, biological process: maturation of LSU-rRNA from tricistronic rRNA transcript (SSU-rRNA, 5.8S rRNA, LSU-rRNA). The record is from RefSeq and is a predicted model, not a curated record. Lineage: Eukaryota; Fungi; Ascomycota; Dothideomycetes; Pleosporales; Pleosporaceae.